Molecule: messenger RNA, 4581 nt
Organism: Cavia porcellus (domestic guinea pig)
Lineage: Eukaryota; Metazoa; Chordata; Mammalia; Rodentia; Caviidae
Gene: Fam227a
Product: family with sequence similarity 227 member A
Exons: 14
Coding region: 362-1795 (477 amino acids)
Source: RefSeq, a predicted model, not a curated record
GCAAACCAGGGUUCCGUGGUUGUAGGAAAAGUGAAACUAGUGAAAGCGCACACAGUUGCCUAGAGAACACCCGGACAGGGUCACAGAAGCAAAAUGGGCCCCUCCCGACUCCUCUCCUACCCUGCCCCGCCCACAAAGCAAAGGCCACGCCUUCCUGGUGGAUGGUGGGCAGCGGGUGCCGGGUGCCCACCCAGAACUCCAUGUGGUUCCCUGAGGGACCCGUGGCGUCAUCCGCCACCAGUUCGUCGGAUUCUGCCGAUGCUUUCAGGAGGCUGAUUAAACAGAGAACAAGACUGGCGGGGGAAAUGAGAGGCUUUUGAACGUGGGGACUUUUGUCUGCCGCUUUACACAAAGCUAGACAAUGGACUUCAGCAAACAGAUGGACAUCAUCAACGCCGCCGCCUUACCGGUGAUACCCAUGGCGGAGCAGCGGGCGGCCUCACUCAGUGCCUGGAAGGCGAUGGAGCGUGCUCUGAGGAAGGGCUUAGAGGAGCAGCUGUCCACGUGCCUCAUCGGGUCCAUUCCCCAGGUGAACUGGAAGAUCGCCGAGAUGGACCCGAAUCCCGACCCCAUGGCCAACAGCCUCGCAAUUGAGAGAUUUGAAAUGGAGAAGAAGGCUUUAAGAGAGAAAAGGCGCAGCAGCCCAGGAGACAGAGCCAAGAGAGAGAGAAAAGCACCGUACUGCACAGGCGUGGCCCUGAGGGUGACCAGCUCCUCAAUUAUGAAAAGGAAAACUGCAGAUAAAAAUCUGCUGGCUGAGCUGUACCAGCCCCCCAAAUUUAAUGACAGCAGGCCCAAUGAGCUCCCCAAUGGGGUGAACUUCUGUGACAUGGUGGGCAAUGUGGUCCGUGCUGAGAAAAACCCGCUGACUGGCAAGUCUUUGUGUUCAAAUACAGAAUUGGAGAAGUUUCUCUCUUCUCCGGCUACCAAAGCGAUAUGGCUGGAUAGCUUUUGGUGGAUAUUUCAUGAUAUAUACCAGCCGAACAGGGAGACUCAGAACAAGCUGUUUGACCGGAUUGCGCGAUAUUACACCUUCCUGCUGUCUCUCCGGCCCAGGUCCCACUAUGAAGAGGCGCUCUUUAAAAGGCUGCCGUCUCUGCUGAGCAAAGCUAUGUACACCAGCUUCUGCUGCUGCUUCCCACACUCCUGGUUCAACACUCACGAAUUCAAAUCCCACAUCUGCAACACCAUGAGCCUGUGGGUCUCAGGGAUGUACCCGUGCCUGCAGAGCUACCACAGCUGGGACUACUCUGUGCUGGAUCCCGAGAGAUUCCGGGUGGAAGAGCUAAUCUCGCAGAAAAGACGACCCCCGAUAAAGGACCAUCAUCAUCGUGAGAUCCUGGUUUUGAGGAAAGCUACAAAGCAAGUCAAGAUGAUAUCAGAAGCGAGAGACUAUGAAAAGUUUUUUAAACAGUCUCACCCGGCCUGCAGAAGCCCUCCGCUGACCUCACACCUCUUCAACAUUCACGGGCACAGCCCUCUGGUCGUGCACUUCCUGCAGAACUACUCCAGGCUGUGCCAGAGCGGCCAGGAUGUGCUGAUAACCCGGAGGGAGAGGACCACGCUCAUCCCUGAGACCACUCCGACCUACGCCGACAUCAUCAGCCUGGUCCUGAGCAACAUGAAGAAGCGCAGGAGGAACCUGGAGGAGCUGAGCCAGCUCCACUGCAGCGAGUGGACCUACUUUGACAGUCACGUGAAGGAGCUGCGGGACCACUGCCCGAGGGCUCCAGCUGCAGGAGGAGACCGGGCUGCACCGCACAGGAGCCGGAGGAGGAGCCCGUUGGGUGCCUGAGCCAGAGGAGCCAGGAUUCAAAUGCUUCCUGCAGAGCCCUGUGUGCAGCGCACGUGACUGAUCAGAACCCCACGAUCAAUGGCGUCCCACACCUGCCUCUGUCACAGAAGCUACAGACUCCUUAGCAGUGCAAGAUGUGAGCUGAAGUCUGUGUAGGCUUCAAAUCACAAGAAGUGAAAUACAGAAAAUAUGACAAGUUAGGUGCAGCGGUGUGUGCCUGCAGUCCUGGCUGAGGCUGAGGCAGGAGGAUCACUAGAAUCCAGGCCAACCUUACACACAGUAGUGAACAAUUCUCAUUCCCUCUCUUCACUCUGUCCCUAUCACAGCACAUACUAGUUUUCUACAGUCACAGCAAGAACAAAUACAAGUUUCUACUUUUUUUUUUUUUUUUUUUGAGACAGGUUCUUGCUAAAUUGCCCAGGGUGGUCUUGAACUCGCCAUUUCCUGCCCCAGCUUCUCUAGUACUGGCAUUAGAAGUAUGAUCUACCAUGCCUGGCCUCUGUUGUUUUGGUUUGGUUUUUUGACCCCACUGCAAAUAGAAACAAGCUCCGAAGCACUACAAAGAAGCUGCAUCAGGAGACCCUAAAAGUGGGACUAUUUUUUCAACAGUUUCUUCUUUUGACUUGGGAACAGACCCCAUCACAGUUGACUUAGUCCAAGUCCAAUGCUAAGGGUUUAGUUCUGUUUUGGACUUUUGUUGUACUGGGGAUUGAAUCCAAAGUCUUCACACUGAGUAUAUCAGCAGUCCUUCAAAGAAUGUUUUUGCGACAGGAUCUCUUAAGUAGCCCAGGCAAGGCUCAAACUUGUGAUCCUCCUGCUUCAGCCUUCCCCAGUGCAAGAAUUACAGGUGGUGCCACCAUAUCUGGCUUCAAUGCCUGUUCUUUAAUACUGGUCAUUUUACCUGUGGAACAGAAGUAGAUGACUGCAUAGGUUCUGUUUGUUUCUUGAAACAGGCCCAGGCUGGUUUCAAAGCCCCAGAUUCUAGUGAUCCCCCUGCCUCAGCCUCCCCUGUAGCUGGGACCACAGGCAUGUGACACUAUGCCUGGUUUAUGACAGCAUCUUCAGUCACUGUCGUACGUAUUAUUUACUAUUUUGUCUGUCUUGAAUACCACUAACCUGCUUCUUCAUGAAGAAAUGUCUCUCACAUCUCAAGAGCCACCUGACAAAUCGCCCCAUCCGGCUUUCCCAUUGUGCACCCCGAGCUUCACAAACACCCCACUGGGAACCUUCUCCUGUAAUGGCAGCAGCUGCUCGGGGUCACUUCCUGGGUGCCAGGCACUGUGGGACACACUUGACCUAUCGUAAUGCAGUGCUUGCCACAGCGCUAAGUUCUGUUACCAUCAUGCCAAGUAUGGCAGCAUGGAGAGGUCACACAGCACGUGGCAGGGCCCGGCUUGAACUCGGCUGUCUUCAAAGCUCUCGGGUACCUCAGCCUUCUCCCGGGUCAUGGGCUCCUUGCCCAUCUCUGUGACCUGACUUUAUGGUCCUUGGGUCCAAGGAGCCUUUCUCUCUCUCUGGGGUCUGAUAUCAGUGACCGAUUCACAGUCAUAUGCUCAGCUGUGCCAGCCCGGUGUUCUUGGAAGACUAAUUAAUGAACCUGCAAAUAUUUGCCCGAAAAGAUCUUGUGGGCAUGCUGGUGCAUGCGUGUUAGCCCAGCACUUGGAGGCUGAAGCAGAAAGAUGGUUGGGAGUUUGAGGCCAGCCUAGGCUACAAAGUGAGUUGUAGGCCACCCUGAACUGCAUAGCGGGACCAAAACCCCCACACUGAGUCUUCAGUGUUUUCCAGCAGGUCUUUGAGUUCCCCCCAUGAGGUUAGGAAUAGCAGGAAGAGAGCAGCAGAUGACAGGCAGGCCAGUCACAGUCACCCUGCCCUCCUCCUCACCUUGCACUAAGCAGUUGCCUCAAAAGGAAUGUUAAGAAACUGUUGCAGAGAAAUGGCCUUUUCAGGUUUGGGAAAAUGACACAAUUGUAUAUAUAUAGUCCAUAAAUAAAUAUAGAAUUUCAUUUAGUAUAUACGAAGAAAACAAUGUAGCCUCUAACGUUUUAGGAAUUUUUGCUGCUGUUUGUUGUUGCAGGAUCAUUAAAAAGGUGCAUAUUCACUAUUUUUCUCACCUUUAUUCAAAGUCACUUUGGAAAGACCAAAAUCUGUCAGUUUAAUAUAAUCCUUAUUAGAAAUCAGCAUAUUGUCUGGUUACAAAUCCCUGCAUGGAAAACAAAAGGUGACUAGGUAACUAAAGAAAAGACUAGUUUUAUUUUUUAACUUUUUGGGGUGUUUUUGUUUUUGUUUUUCUGUAGCAGGCUCUUGCUAUGUAGUUCAGGCUGGCCUAGAGCUUACUAUGUUGCCUGGCUGGCCUUGAACUCACAACAAUCCUCCUGCCUCAGCCUCUUGAGUGCUUGGAUGACAGCAUGCACCACUGCACCCAGUGAAAAUCCAGGUUCAAUGUUAAAAUAUCUAAGGAAAAAAAGUCACAGAAGAGGCAAAUUCUGUUUAUUUCCUCUAAAAUAAAUGCUUUUAUUGGUGGGGUUGCAAAGAACAGGAGAACUUUCUUUCUUUCUUUCUUUCUUUUGGUACCAGGGAUCAAACUCAUGACCUCACACUUGCCAUGCAGGUGUGUAGGCUGCUGAGCUAAAUUCCUGGCCCAACAAGACAACUUUCAAAAGCAGCUCUUUGGUACAUCUGACUCCACAAAAUGUUAAAUGAUUUAAGAUGAUUUGUGACACUGUUAGAUUUUUCUAUUAAAACAAAUAAAUCACAUUAAAUAAAACAAUCCACAAGUCAGUUCAAAA